AUGGGGGACGUGAUCUCGGCGCACCUGGACGACAGCCGCCGCCAGUUCAUCGCAGAGAAGACUGGCAAAGUCCUUGCAGAUUUCUCUCAGUUCUAUGAGGAGCAGUAUGGUGUUGCGCUCUUCAACAGCGUCCGGUAUGAGAUCGAAGAUGGAGGGGGGCCCCAGGCACAGCUGCUGCACCGCAAGGUUCCACUGGAGGAUCGCACCAUCUUCUCGGGAAAUCUUUUCCAGUACAUAGAAGAAAACAAGAAGUGGAGAAACCGCUACAGUGUCGUGCCACACAAUUACGGGCUGGUGCUCUAUGAAAACAAACUGGCCUACGAGAGGGGGCUGCAGCCCCGAAUUCUAGUCAACAGUGCUGGCUACAAAGUUCUCACCUCCGUGGAGCAAUAUCUGGAACUGAUCAACAAUAACCUGCCAGGUCCUGCGCCCAGAUCUGGCAAUGCCACCGUGCUGAAGUGCCCCACCCAGUUUCCCCUCAUCCUCUGGCACCCUUAUGCCCGGCACUACUACUUCUGUGUGAUGACUGGCAAGGAACAUGAGAAGUGGCGGGCCGUCUUCCAGGACUGUGUGCGCCACUGCAACAAUGGGAUCCCAGAGGACUCCAAAGUAGAAGCGCCUGCAUUCACGGAUGCCGUCCGCAUGUACCGCCAGGCCAAGGACCAGUAUGGAACCUGGGAUAUGCUCUGUGGCAACGAAGGACAGGUCUUGAGCAACUUGGUGAUGGAGGAAAUCCUGCCUGAGCUAAAAAACAUGAUUGGUCCUCGCCUGAAGGGCAAAGCCCAGGAGAGGCACAGAGUUUGGAUCCAGAUCUCCGAUGCUGUGUAUAGGAUGGUCUAUGACCAGACGAAAGCCAGUUAUGACGCAGCUGUGACAUCAUGUGAGCAUCAGCGUCCCAGGAUGCAAAGCACCAUCCGCACAGAUAUGGACCAGAUCAUCCAAUGCAAGGAGCACUUGGCCAGCAAAAUUAAAGCCUCUGUCCUUUCCAAAGCCGAGAUCUGCGUGCGCAACCACGUCCAGCCGUACAUCCCUUCCAUCUUGGAGGCGCUGAUGGUUCCCACCAGCCAGGGUUUUGCCGAGGUGCGAGAGGUCUUCUUCAAGGAGGUCACCGACAUGAACAUGAACAUCCUCAAUGAAGGAGGAAUGGAAAAGCUGGGGGAGUAUAUGGCCAAGCUUUCCCAGCUGGCUUUCCACCCAGUCAAGAUGCAACCCUGCUACGAGAAGAUGGACCAGUUGAAGCUGGAAGGGCUGCAGCAGAGGUUUGACGUUUCCAGCGCCUCGGUCUUCAAGCAGCGAGCCCAGAUCCUCAUGAGGCAGCAAAUGGACGAUGCUGUCUACACCUUUGAGACUCUUCUUCAUCAGGAGCUGGGGAAAACAGCAAGCAAGGAAGAGCUCUGCAAGACGAUCCAGCGCAUCCUGGAGCGUGUGCUCAAGAAAUAUGACUACGACAGCAGCACAGUGCGGAAGAAGUUCUUCCGGGAAGCCCUGCUGCAGAUCACCAUCCCCUUCCUGCUGAAGAAACUGGCGCCCACUUGCAAGGGGGAUUUACCCAAAUUCCAGGAGCUGAUUUUUGAAGACUUCAGUAGGUUCAUACUGGUGGAAAACACAUACGAGGAGGUGGUGCUGCAGUCGGUCAUGAAGGACAUCAUGAUGGCUGUGAAAGAGGCAGCGGUGCAGAGGAAACACAACCUUUACCGCGACAGCAUUGUGAUGCACAACAGUGACCCCAACCUGCAUUUGCUCGGCGAGGGGACGCCCAUCGACUGGGGGGAGGAGUACGGCGGCCAGCCGGACUCGGAUCCUUCGGACGAAAAACAGCGCCGGGCCAAGCAAGUGGUGUCCGUCAUCCAUGUGGACGAAGAUGCUGUGCCUUACGAUGUCACGUCCCUGGAGGGGUCCCCACAAGUGACAGAGCCGGAAGAAUUGGGCCGCUCCCCUAGCUCUCCGACGCCAGGCUCUCCCGGCAGCGUGGAGGAGCUUCGCGGGAUGUUGGUGAAAGAGUUUCAAGUGGAGGUUCCGGUGGCGGUCAGCGAGAAGGCGGAGGAGCAGCUGAGCAACGGCACCGUCAUUCAGGAAAGCAAUGAAACCGUAAAGGAGAAAGAGGGGAAAGGGCAGGCGGAGGAUCGCUCCACAGGAAUCCCCGCUACUCAGCAGGGUGAGGAACGGGAGGCCGUCGCCGCCCCACCAGCCUCUCCCGCCAAACUGCCGUCCCCGGCCCCUGCCAGAGAAGUCCAGGUGGACUGCCUUAAGCCCAGCGAUAAGGAGACGGGGGAGGAGGUGUCUGCCCAGAUCUGCAAGGUGGAAGCGAGUAGCCAUGGGGCCGCAGAAGACAGCGAGGGGGUGCAGACUGAGUUCUAA
This is a messenger RNA of Euleptes europaea (tarantolino), 2358 nucleotides long. RefSeq names its product niban apoptosis regulator 2 (gene NIBAN2). NCBI's taxonomy places the organism in Eukaryota, Metazoa, Chordata, Lepidosauria, Squamata, Sphaerodactylidae. The coding region runs from base 1 to 2358 and encodes 785 amino acids. The record is from RefSeq and is a predicted model, not a curated record. The transcript has 14 exons.